This is a messenger RNA of Patiria miniata (bat star), 477 nucleotides long. RefSeq names its product histone H3, embryonic. Gene Ontology annotation, molecular function: DNA binding; structural constituent of chromatin; protein heterodimerization activity. The transcript has a single exon. Gene Ontology annotation, cellular component: nucleosome. Bases 53 to 463 code for a protein of 136 amino acids. NCBI's taxonomy places the organism in Eukaryota, Metazoa, Echinodermata, Asteroidea, Valvatida, Asterinidae. The record is from RefSeq and is a predicted model, not a curated record.
UGCCGCGAAGUUUGGAAAAUUAUCAGACGAAUUUUGUCAAACAAGCAAAAAGAUGGCUCGUACUAAGCAGACCGCACGCAAAUCUACAGGAGGAAAGGCUCCUCGCAAGCAGUUGGCCACCAAGGCUGCCCGCAAGAGCGCACCAGCCACCGGCGGAGUCAAGAAGCCCCAUCGUUACAGGCCCGGUACCGUAGCUCUCCGUGAGAUCCGUCGUUACCAGAAGAGCACCGAGCUGCUGAUCCGCAAGCUGCCCUUCCAACGUCUGGUCCGUGAGAUCGCUCAGGACUUCAAGACCGAGCUGCGUUUCCAGAGCUCUGCCGUCAUGGCCCUUCAAGAAGCCAGCGAAGCCUACCUGGUCGGCCUCUUCGAGGACACCAACCUGUGCGCCAUCCACGCCAAGCGUGUGACCAUCAUGCCCAAAGACAUCCAGCUGGCCCGUCGCAUCCGUGGCGAGCGUGCUUAAGCAGAAGGCUUCCA